GAACGUUUUCCGAGACACGCACCCAAAAUUUUAUUUAAAAAAUGUAUGAAGAAAUUCCGAAAUUAAACGAUUUAUUGAAAGGUUACUUUGAUGGAGAAAUAAUUAAGCAAUCUAUUUCAUUGCUGACCGCUGCAGGUGAAAAUUAUGGCAGUUUAAUGUUAAAAGUGGACGUGACAGUGAAAAAUAAUAGCGGCAAAGAAGAAAUUAUUCCUACAGUGGCAAAAUGCGUACCGACAAAUGAAAAAAUGCGUGAAAUAUUUUCUACUCACGUCACGUUUAAAAACGAAAUUGGUUGGUACCAACAAGUGAUUCCUGCCUUUCUGCAGUUUCAAAGAGAGCAGGGCGUCGAAAAUAUUGCCGAUUUUUUCAUGAACAUUUACGGUGCAAGAAUUAGUUUGAACCCUGAAAGUAAAGAAGUAGACCAGCAUGGCGUUAUCUUAUGUGAAAAUUUACAUGUCAGAAGAUUCACGAACGUCGACAGAAGAAUUGGUUUCAACUUGGACCAAGCCAGAGAAAUAAUCAAAAAGCUGGCAAUAUUCCACGCGAUGAGCUUAGGCCUCAAAAUCAAAAAACCCGAAUUAUUUAACGAAAAAGUCAAAACCUUCGUGAGUACAUUAACAUACGAUGGACCCAAAAAAAAAAAUGAGUUUUAUCUUGGACCUAUAAAUGUAAUCAAAGAGAAUCCAGAGACGAGCCAUUUAGCAUCCAGAUUUGAAGAUAAGAUAAAGUCAACAAUCGAACAAGAAGUUAAAAAGUCACGUGAAUUGUGGAGCACGGCCAUACAUACAGAUUUUUGGGUGAAUAAUGUUAUGAUCAAAGAAACUGAGGAGACUUUGGGAAUAAUAAUUUUGGAUCUUCAAACUUGUGGAUACGCCUCGGUGGUCCAAGAUUUAAUAUUUUUUUUAGGAACCUCUAUCGAAAAUGCCACCACCAACGAACAUUUUAGUGAAUUUAUUAAAUUAUAUUAUAACGAGCUUAUUACCAAUCUUGAAUCAUUAAAAGUGGAUACUUCUCAGUUUUCUUACGAAAGUUUUGAAGAAGAGUUGAAGCUUGAAGCCGCAGGCCAGUUAAUACAUAUUCUUUUUAUGAUUCCGAUAAUAUUAGCCGAAAAAGGCAGCGGGGUCAAUACAAAUGAUAAAGAAUUUAAUCCGUCAGAGGGACUAGAAAAAAUGUUUCGAAACAUCACUGAAAAACACAGAGAGAAAUGGGCGGUUUUAGCUGCGAAAUUUGCUGAACAAAAUUGGAUUUAAUUUUGUUGGAAGAAUAAAGUAUUUAUUUGAUUUUA
Ceutorhynchus assimilis (cabbage seed weevil) is the source of this 1285-nucleotide messenger RNA. The record is from the annotation of a GenBank genome assembly. NCBI's taxonomy places the organism in Eukaryota, Metazoa, Arthropoda, Insecta, Coleoptera, Curculionidae.